UAGAGGGCGUUUGUCUAAAGAACAGCAGCUCAAAGUGAAGCAAAAUAGAAGACCAAUCUGGCAUCCGUCCACGUGCGACGCCACCGAGUACAAUGAGGCCAUGUUCUGGUCAUGUUAUCGUCGAUCGGGACGUCGACCACCGACGACUUUAGUGAACGAGCGAAAAUGCACUCGCUGGUGACGCGGUAGUAGUGUCUAGUACACAACAUAAACAUACACACACACACACACACACACACACACACACGCCCCACAUUCACACAUACACAAAAGCACACACAAUUGCGUCUCAUCUCAAGGAGGAACUCAGGAUAGUCGAUUAGAAAAGGGAGAAGCGUUGUGUUCCCGUUUAAAAAUCACCGAGAACGGUUUACUGCAAUCAACGGGUCGACAAAACCGCGACCCGCCCGACAAGUGUAGCGAGGAUAACCUGUUGGCCAUUUAAUUUUACACGCCCCCCGCACCGUUGACCGCCGAUAGCCAAAAUGACCGUCGACUUCAACGAUUAUUUUUGGGGCGAGAAAAACAAUGGCUACGAGGUGCUGUACCAGAACAUGAAGUAUGGCCUGUCGGCGACGAAGGAGCUGGCGGAGUACUUCCGCGAGCGCUCGAACCUGGAGGAGUACAACUCGAAGCUGCUGACCAAGCUGGCCAACAAGGCGGGAUCGAGCGGGGGCGGCACGUUUUCGCCGCUCUGGAUCAUCCUCAAGUCGACCACCGAGCGGCUGUCGGAGCUGCACGCGCAGAAGGUCCAGAAGCUGACGGAGCUGGUGAAGAAUGUCACCAAGUACGCGGAGGAUCUGCACAAGAAGCACAAAUCGGUCAAGGAGGAGGAAUCGGGCACGCAGGAUUCGGUGCAGGCGAUGAAAGAGUCGACGGUGGCCGUGGCCAAGGCGAAGGAUGUCCACAAUGCGCGCCUGCUCGAGGUGGAGAAAGCGCGCAAGGAUAAUUCGACCAAGGAGAUCGAAAAGUCGGAGGCGAAGCUACGCAAGCAUCAGGACGAGUACAAGGCGCUGGUGGAGAAGCACAACAUCAUCAAGCAGGAGUUUGAGAAGAAAAUGACAAUAACCUGUAGGCGCUUUCAAGAGAUGGAAGAAGCACAUCUGAAGCAAAUGAAAGAGUUCCUUUCCUCGUACAUGGACAUUGUGCAGAACAAUUUCGAUCUGGUUGGACAGGUUCAUUCGGAUUUGAAACGUCAAUUUUUAGAACUUACUGUCGACAAGUUGCUGGAGCAGUUCGUACUCAACAAGUACACCGGGCUUGAAAAACCAGAGCUUAUUGAGCUUGAUUUCGAUGGUGGCACCGGGUCCGGCGCUGGUGGCACUAACACCCACCAGCAGGUGUUGGUGAACACCUCGUCGACGGUGCCGGGCAGUAGUAUCUCGCCGGCGCCAUCGUCCCUGGCCGGUGGCCUACUCGAAUCUCCCACCCUCUCGGCCACGAGCUCCUCGCAACCGAUCGCCAUCGGCGGUGGACCGACAAAGAAGGAAAGCCAUCUCCGGUCGUGGUUCAGUUCGAGCUCGACCGCAGCCGUCCCGACCAACUCGCCGGUCAAUCUGUCCACCUCACCCACUGCCAUCUCGGUGGGCAGUGGGCUCCGUUAUGACGGGCUCGGCGGCGGUGGUGAUCAUCAGUAUCUUCCUGGGCAAUCCCAGCAGCAGCAGCAGCAGCAGCAAUUGUCCUUGCGCGCGAUGUCCCCGGGACCGACGGGCCCCAACGAUAGCACCGUGUCCGGCGGAUCCGCACAAACAGUUUCUGGAUUUUUGCGCAGCCGACGCGAGAAGGCCAAAUCGAAAAAAGCCAAAAAGAAGAAGGAUUCCACGGAAAACUCCAGUGCCAAAGAGGAAAACAUUCUGGACGGUGAAGGCAAGGGUGACGCGGCAAACGCGGACAGCGCCACGAAUCUGCAGACUACUUCCGCCGUGAGCGCGUCCAAUGUGGCCCCGACGGCAACGCCCGAGGUGGACGAGGAUGGCUACAGUAUACAGCCGCGUGAAACCACGUGGGACAGCGGGACCAUCACGGAAAAGAGCAAUAACUUUUACUCGAGCUCGGACAGCGACAGCGAGGAUGAGCGCGAAGAGCGAAAGAUACAUGUGGAAAUUAAGCCUCUUAAUAAUGGGGCCGCACCGAUUUCGGCCAGCGUCGACGAGCUCCGGGCUACGGUGGAAAAUUUGUCUCUAUCGCCCAUCGGCAUCCUGACAUCGCAACAGCAGCAACAGCACCACCAACAACAUCAGCUGCAUCAGCAGCAACAACAGCAGCAGCAGCAGGCAGCAAGCCAGCAACUGCACCACCAAAUGUCGGUCGGCAAUGCAUCACUGUUGAACAAUGCCACCACCCACCUUACUAGUCCGAAUGCAUCGAAUGCGUCCACACCGACGACGGUGCAUCCGUACGCUCCACUGCAAAGUCCCACCCUAUCGAUGUCUACCAGCUCCAACAAUCGAUAUGCAGAUUUGGGUGACAUCUUCUCGGAAGUGGGUGACAUCAGUGUUUCGGCACCCGCCUCGGCGAAUCUGACCAAACUCACUCAACGACAGAUUCCGACGCCAACCUCAACCGGCGGCAGCAGUAUUGCAAUACCGAGGCCACCGUCCAGAAGAUCUGAAGCUGCCGUAGCUCGCGAUCGAGUAAGCCCUGCGUCACAGAUCGCUCGUGCGGACAGCGUGGGCAGUUUGGAGUUCCGCAGUCCGAGCGUCGGAAUUGGGUCCUCCCGCGGUCCGUCUCCCUUGACGAUCGGAAUGUCCGAUACGAUCCCACUGGCAGUCGCAUUCCACGAGAUUAUCCAUGCCUAUUUCAAGGGUGCCGACGAGUCGCGGUGUCAGGUGAAAAUGUCCGGCGACAUGAUGAUAUCCUUCCCGGCCGGUAUUGUGAACGUGCUGACGAACAAUCCGAACCCUGCCAAGCUGGGCUUCCGCAUUAAGAAUCUACAGAAUCUCGACAACGUGCUGCCGAAUAAGCAGCUCAUAUCGAUCGAUCGGCUACAGUCGACCAGCUUUAGUACGACGCUCGAAUUUAACAUGCCGGCACUGACGGCGAUCCUGAGGCGUCAGUCCGAACAGAACCCUAAUGCGCCGCACAUCAACGUGGACAUUUUGAAGUAUCAGAUCAAAGCAAAACCGGGUGCGUCCUCCUGCCCAUUCCAGCUCGUGUCCUAUUGGAAGUGCGAACAGCGACACACGGAUAUCAAGAUUGAUUACAAGUACAAUUGUCACGCGAUGGCGCAACCUUCGCCGCUGCUGAACGUCUCCAUCUCCGUUCCCGUCGAUGGAGGCGUUAAAAAUGUACAAUCGAAGCCACAUUCCGCUUGGCAAGGAGAAUCGAACAGAUUGGUGUGGAACUUUACGGACAUAUCGCAACAUUCGGAGAGCGGUGGUGUUGAUACGCUUCGGGCACGGCUCGAGGUGGGCUCGGGACCCUCGACCCCGGCCAUCAUCGCUACCCAGUUCAACUGUGAAGGCACGACAUUAUCUGGGAUUGAGUUCGAACUGGCUGGAACGGGGUACCGGUUGUCUUUGGUGAAACGCCGGUUUGUCUCAGGCAAGUACAUCUGCGAAGGGGACGGUAUAAGGACGGCUAAAACACCUACCCCACCGAAUGUGUCGGGCGUCAUGUCACCCGUCCCGUUUGGAAGCAGUAAAUCGGCUAACUCCUCGUCGGGUGGCAACUCUGGAUAGUAUCGAUUUUUGUACUACUAGAUAUGGCCGCCAUUUUGGUGAGAUACAGUGAACGAAUUGAAUGGAAGUUACCACGGACUAUUGUAGGGUCUCGACCGCCGACGUAGGGGCACACCGUCCACCUGCGGUUCCCUUAAAAAACGAUGGACACACUGUACGUGGGUAAGAGAAGCUGGGAAUAAUUGGUAACAUUUUAUUGUCCGGUAAAAGAGUAGACGAAAGAAAGAAGAAGGAGCACAUGUUAUGAUUCGGAACGGAAUAGACGGCUAGAAAAAUAUGGUAGGGAUGUUGAGAAGGGAUUCAAAAGCGACAAAACCGAUUGCCAUCAUCUCAUCCCACCCGAUGGUCAGUAGGAGUUAUCAUUAUUAUUACUAUUAUUAUAACUAUUAGUACCACUUUGCAUGGUUAGGUAUCUGGUGCCUUCCUUCAGUGCAAACCGUCGCAGGUUCGUCGGGUCGUGCUCGUAACACGGCUUCUAGUGGACCUUGCGGAUGUUAUUUUCAUGCAUACCCCUUUUUUCCACCGUGCCCCUUGUUUACUUAUUUACUUCUACUUUUAGUCUGCUAAUAGGUCCAAAUCACAAGGGAGAAAUGGGGCGUUUGGAGACAUUCCUACAACCCCGGACAUUUCCCGGUCAAGCGUUUAGAACAUUAUAUUAUUGUUGUUGCUUUUCAAGUGUAACGCUUUAAGUGAAUUCCAUGUUAGUUGGUCGUAUACUGGCACUCGCCGAUCAAAAAGCAUCACAGAGUGUAGCAUAGAUAUGGAAAAUAAGGUAAACCAAAGCAGGUUUAUAGACGAUUGCAAUGGUAAGAUUAGCUUAGCUUUGAACCUGCUUUUCUUGGCACACGUUUACUAAAUACUCAUCACACCUUUUUUCCCGAAUUUCGAACUCCACGCCAGUCGCGUAUUGAACUUUAAUAUUUGCUCCAACGUUCGCUACAGUAUGUUGUAUGCUUUUGGGAAAGUUUGUUGGGAGGAGUAAAGAAGCCAAGCGAAGCAGGCAAAGGCAACUGUCCAGUCGUUAGGAAAAUACGGUGAAGGUGAAUCGUUCAGAAAAUCCUUAUGUAUCCAAGUGUAGGCUAGGAAAGACAUUGUUUUUUUUCUAAAACCAUACAUUGUUUGAACUAUCGAAAUCAAACUUUUUCAAUGUAUUUGAAAACGAAGCAUUCAACACUCACACCUCCCGAAUAUCGACUAUUAAUAUAAGCGGGAAGGAAAAAUACUGAACUAGGCAAUUAUCAACACUGUUUGACUUAACGAAAAAUUGAAUGAAAAUAAAUUUCCAAACUAGGCGCAAAUGAAAGUGAAGAUUGUGAGGGAAACGUAAUAUGGACAGUUUAAAAAAAAUCAUUCCUCGUUUUCGCCUUCAUGCAGGGAAUUGUUUAUUGAAAGGGAAAAAUGAGCUUUUUUCAAAUUCAAA
Anopheles coustani is the source of this 5100-nucleotide messenger RNA. Its product is annotated as F-BAR domain only protein 2. The record is from RefSeq and is a predicted model, not a curated record. The coding region runs from base 486 to 3680 and encodes 1064 amino acids. Gene Ontology annotation, biological process: clathrin coat assembly; clathrin-dependent endocytosis. The transcript is spliced from 14 exons. Gene Ontology annotation, cellular component: cytoplasm; clathrin-coated pit; clathrin-coated vesicle. Lineage: Eukaryota; Metazoa; Arthropoda; Insecta; Diptera; Culicidae.